AUGCAGACGGCGAAAGUGAAGGCGAAGGACAUGGUGAGCUCGGCAAAGGAGAAGGUGAAGGAGGGGGCAGCGGAGGUGCAGGGAAAGACGGGCAUGGCAGCGUCGAGCACGCACGGCGAGAAGGAGAUGGCCAGGGAGGAGGAGCGGGCACACAAGGCCCAGGCCAAAGCUCAGAAGCACCAGGAGAAGGCCGAACACCGCACAGACGCCGCCCCGGGACGCCACGGCACGCGCGUGCCCAUCACGGCCGGGACGCAUGGUCACCACGGCCCCGUCGGCGCGCCCGUCGACCCGGCGUAUCCGGGCACCGGCACCAACCCGGCGGCGGAGAAGUAUAUCUAG
This is a messenger RNA of Lolium rigidum, 342 nucleotides long. Its product is annotated as late embryogenesis abundant protein 18-like. Gene Ontology annotation, biological process: embryo development ending in seed dormancy. Bases 1 to 342 code for a protein of 113 amino acids. The transcript has a single exon. The record is from RefSeq and is a predicted model, not a curated record. NCBI's taxonomy places the organism in Eukaryota, Viridiplantae, Streptophyta, Magnoliopsida, Poales, Poaceae.